This is a messenger RNA of Candidozyma duobushaemuli, 3693 nucleotides long. RefSeq names its product GTP-Rho binding exocyst subunit (gene SEC3). The record is from RefSeq and is a predicted model, not a curated record. Gene Ontology annotation, biological process: exocytosis; Golgi to plasma membrane transport. The transcript has 2 exons. NCBI's taxonomy places the organism in Eukaryota, Fungi, Ascomycota, Pichiomycetes, Serinales, Metschnikowiaceae. Bases 1 to 3693 code for a protein of 1230 amino acids. Gene Ontology annotation, molecular function: phosphatidylinositol-4,5-bisphosphate binding. Gene Ontology annotation, cellular component: exocyst; plasma membrane.
AUGUUGCCCAUGAAUGCUCCACAGAAGGCUCCUCCUCCACGAAUGCCCGUGGAUCCCCGCAAAAUGAUUGUUGACCAGAUUAUCAGAGACUGCUAUUCCAAGAUCAUUGUCAGCGAGGGACGCAAUGUGCCCGAGAUUCGGUACAACACUCACCUUAACAUCAGAGAGUACUCUCUGUUUCCACAACUGCCACCUCCUUCUGACAUUCCACCCAGUCAGGUUGGCGCCAUCAAGAACAGAAUUCUCGUUGUGGCUACCAAAAGCUCUGGAAGGGUGCUCCUUCAGAAGGGAAAAUACAAUGACGUCAAACACAUAUACCAGAUCGGCAGAACGUGGGAUUUGGACGAGCUCCAGGCAAUCACCCGGACUGGCCCCGAUUCGCCCGAGCGCAUGAUGAAGUUUGUCCACCACUUGUCCCUGAUAUAUGCCAAGUUCACCGGCAGAUACCCAGUUUUGACAGGGUUGACCUUGCAAGAGUUGGGCCUUCCGCCAGUCGGACAGCCUCAAGGCUCCACGGAGAGCCCCAGCUUGUCUAAUCCCGCUCUCCAACAGCAGCCCAUUGCAAGGCUGGCUGAUACUGCUGCGAACACUUCAAACCAGAGUUUCGAUCCAAACUCACUUUACAAGGGUCUUGAUUUUACUGCCAAUGGCAAGUUGCCCACCAAGCCGAUGGUUGUAAUGGACGUGGAUCGGCCCAGCCUGAAGACUAGCUUGGUGGAUUCGAGCUCCGUCUUCACGAACGAUACCGCGGUCAAAACUGAAAAGAGUGUCCGCUCGUCGCAUCCAUACUCCCAGUUCUCACAGCUGCAGCUGGGAGAAGUCGCAAACGAUCCUAAUGACACUGCUGAUUCUCAUAGCUUUGUCUUCGGCCCCAGCGAGGAUAAGUCUAAGGCGGAUGAGCUGGCACAAAUGCCUUCGAUUUCGGAGUAUGCUCGUGAUAAUGGUGGCGCAUCCUCGCCAUUGAGAAACUAUAAGCCUGAGCGCCAAAGUGAAGGCAAGAGAGAUGCUACAGAACCCAUUGAACAGUCUGCUGCAUUCGGCAAUGAGCUCAAGGAGCAACUUGAAGGAAACGAAACCCAGGAAUCUCUCAACUUCCAAUUCAAGAUACCUACGGAGUCAGCCAGAGCUGUCACUCCUCCACCUGCUGACGACGGCAUUGAGGAAGUUUAUGAAGAGGUCACCCCAGAGCAACCUCGCAAAUACCGCAUGGCCUCUAUUCCUGGUGGAUUCCCACAAGAUGAGGCUCCACGUGAAGUGAGCGAAGAGCCUGAAGCUUCUCAGGUAAUUUCAGAAUCAACCCAACUCGAGGAUAAUGGCAUCAACAGCUCUAUCAGAGAGAUUGAGGAUUUCAUGGAAAGUCAGCUUACCUCCAGCACAACCAGGAAGGAUUCCAUAAAACCUCCACAAAAGCUACAGGUUCAUGAGGACAACGAAAGCGACGUUUCCUUCGAUGAUCUGGCAUUAAACUCCAUAAAGAGUCCUAUUUUGGAUGGUUCUGAGACGCCGUCAACGGAAUUAUCCCAGAAGGGAGACAAACUUGUGUUGGAUCCAGAGAUCGAUGAUAUGUUGGAUGAAGUCGGAUAUGACGUUCUUGAUGACUGUGAUACGUUUGUUAAGAAGCUCAACACUGAGCUCAACCAAAUAAAGAGAAGAAAUAUCAGUGAGUUGACCUCGCUUGAUUUCGGUAAGGAUUCGCUCUCCAAUGAAGUUGAGAAUGCUGCAGGUGAGGUUGACAACCUCAUUGGCAUAUUUAAGAAGAUGGAGGUCAGCUUCGAUCUUCUUGCGCCACGAAUUAACCAUUUGGAGAAUAAUUCCCAGGGUCUUCAGGUUAAGUCUAUCAACAAGAAAAUUUUGUUUAAUGAUUUGAGUGAGAUUUUGAACAAGGUAAGAGUGAACCCCGCUGAUUUGCAGCUCAUUCAAAGUUACCGUGAUUUUGAGAACCUUCACUCUAUUCCAUCAUUGGAGAAGAAGUUGGGAGUGCUUUACGAAGCUUUGGGUGCCAUUGGUAGUAAUAGCGCUGGUGAUGAUUUGAGCUCGAUGCAAGCUCUUAAGCAGUAUCAGGAGAAAUACCAGAUUACCUCAACUUCAUUUGUUCGAAAUUUCAGAGAAUUUUUGGACCAGGAAUUCAUUGUUACCGUCAAUGGGUUGACCAAGGAUAUUCCUAAUCUAUUCCCAAGAAAUUUGCUUGUGUCUCUCAAGGUCUUCUUGGCUUAUACUGGUUUCACUGACUUCGUGAAGUGCAUUUCGGAGAAGGAUAUGCGUCUUAUCAUCGAUAAUUCAAAUGGUUACUUGGCAAACUUCUUGGAUAGAUAUCUUAGCGAGAGAUUGAAGCAUGUUCAGGCUGCCGUUAACGAGGGUCUUUCAAAGAGACUCUCUGGUAACGUGGAUACCGUUUCUGCUUUACGCAAAACCAAGCUGUCGAGAUUCGGCUCACAAAGACUUAUACAUCGUCUUGCAGGUCAUUCUGAAGAUAACGACAAGAAGAAAGGCUCCUCGCAAACCAUCCAGUCUAACUCCAAGGCGCUUGCUGAUCCAAAGAUUAUCAUGCGCAUGGUCAACGAGACUCAAGAGUUGAUUCUUGUCAUUCAAUUCUUCAUUGGAACAUUCUUCCAUCAUAACUCUGUUGAAGAGUAUACUGAAUACGUCAAGAACAACUCCUUUAAAGACAGAAUUGAGUCCUUCGACAACCCCAAUCUCGAUCUGAUCAACUAUAAAACGAGUUCAAAUGACUUGCUCCGGUCCAUGACAAGUAUUUUUGGUAAUUAUAUUUCCAAGCUUAUCAAGAGGCUUACACCAAAGGAGAUGAUCUUGCCACAGUUGCUCAUCGAAUUGACCCGCAUGAUCACUACGAGUGGAGAGAAGGACCAAGACUUUGUCUGUUUCAGUUUCUUGACAAAGAUUGCCGAGAGAUAUAGGAAUAUGUGGAAGAGAUUUAUCGCUGCUCAAGUCGACUUGUUGAACAAGUCAGAUGUUCGUGCAAGGGUUGGCAUUUUACCGGCUAUGAAGAACUUCAAUGAAAUCGUCUUCUCCACUGAGCUGUCUUUACAAGAAGCCGGCGGCCAUAGAGAUAACGCUGCGACUAUUGAAGUUGAGGAAUUGGUGAGAGAGUCUUACAGUGAGCUUACUUCAGCGGCGGUUGAAUUGUUUGCAAGAGACGAUCCUCUCCUUAAAUCUAACGCCCAUGAUGAAAAAGAGAGAGCACAUCGCAAUGUCUCUAUCCUCCGAAACAUUUUCUACAUUACACUGCAAUUGGGUGACUUGAGAUCGCAGAAUACUCAGCAAAUGAAGAAGGAGCUAGAUGGCGUCUUCGGAACAACUCAGCGUCAAUACUUUGAUUACCUUCUUCACAAGAGCAUUGGUAAGAUUCUUGACUACAAUCAAGCUGUUGAGAACAGAGAUGGAAGCACAAAACAUAAGAAGGAUGACAAGAUCGUUAUCAAGUCCAUCAUCUCCAGUUACACCUCUAAGGAAUUGCAACAAAAAAUUGCCGACAUGCACCGCAAAAUCGAGAAGCACUUCGUCACCAACGAGGACAUGUUCGAGCAAGAGUUGGUUAAGAAAUUGUGGACUGAUAUGGAGUACGAGUUCAUCACUGUGUUCCAGAAGUUUGACAGAGCUAUCAAACAAGUUGACCGCGAUUUUGAGUUCAACAUUACUACAACAGAACUCCGUCGUCUCUUUGCAUCCGUUUAG